Molecule: messenger RNA, 1353 nt
Organism: Chaetomium fimeti
Lineage: Eukaryota; Fungi; Ascomycota; Sordariomycetes; Sordariales; Chaetomiaceae
Product: ankyrin repeat-containing domain protein
Exons: 2
Coding region: 1-1353 (450 amino acids)
Cellular component (GO): cytoplasm; nucleus
Molecular function (GO): protein binding
Source: RefSeq, a predicted model, not a curated record
AUGUUAAGGGGCUUGAUCGAGAUCAACCGGGUUCACCACUUACAGUCUAUCCAUGAAACCGUCCACGGGUUCUUCGUAACAGGGGGCUUAACCAAGCCGAGGGUGGGAGAGAACCUGAGACUCGUCGUUAUCGACGAAACACACUAUAUGGACUGGCUCGAGGACUACAUCCGCUUUCUUCCUCAUUACACCACCGAGGCAAGGAUGGAAGCCGUACUGCCCAACCAACUCAUCCAUUCCGUAGACCGGGUCGUCCAGAUUAUAUCGAGGAGGCGUAUUUCCGCUAGUCUGUCCGGCGUAGGAUUUGGUGCUAGAGCCUAUAAAGAUAUUAUCAAGGAGAUUAACAGAGACAGACUGGGCCCGCAUAUCCUCAACAACCGGCAUCUGAUCUCCUGCUGCGUUAGCACCGCCCUCCUCUGCAAUCGCAUUCUCCAUACCCUUGAGACGAACCAGGCACCCCAUGCCAUGCCCUCGGCUGAUUCGGCUAUGUCUGCCAUCUCACCAGACGAUCGACCCUGGAGUAAAUCAGAUUACAGGACUGCCUUCUGGGGCGGCACCCUCAUUCAAAGUGAUCCCAACGUUCUCGAGCCCGUAGCACUCCAGAUUCGCCAGAGCCAGCAACGAGACGCCAUGAUCAAGCUACAUCGGCUUCUCUCGAGUGGCAUAUCCGUGCAGUCGAUAGAUGGCGAAGGGAACACCCUCCUCCACGUUGCUGCAUGGCAAGGCAUGCCAGAACUCAUCGAAACAAUCUGCGACUACGGCCACCCCAUUAACAUUCUCAAUAACUAUGGCAUGACGCCCGUCUGCCUUGCCGCUCAAUGCGGGCACAGUGACGCCGCGGCACGCCUCCUCGCCCGCGGCGCCAGCGCAUCUCUCCCCGGGCCCGAGGGAUGCACCCCGCUCCACCUGUCUAUGGAGACAACGAAUCUCGCCAUGACCAGGCUCCUCAUCGCCUUGGGCGCAUCGGUAUCGGCCCGAGACGUCCUGGGCCAGUCCCCGUUCCACGCGGCCGCAAAGUACAACGUGCCCGAGGAUAUCAUCACGAUUUUGGUCAACUACGCGCUCGACGACAACCUUGUCACGUCCAUAAUGAUUGCCAUCUACUACGGUCGCAAUGCCCUACACUGGCCGGAUCCACGCGCCCGAUGGCCGGGCCACAAGACAAACUAUGUCAAGAUGAUGGAGUCGCGGGUUGGGUAUCGGCAGCAGUCUAGUUCUGCCGGUGGCCAUCCGGCGGCCGAUUCCGGGCUACUGUCACGCUGGCGUCCUCCGCCUGGCCCUCCGCCUAGCAGUCCACCCAGCCCUCCCCCCAGCCCUCGCACUAGCGAAGACGGACAGCCUGUAGAUACAUAA